CCGACUCAAUUGAUCGUGGUCGUGGAUCAUUCUCCAACUGCCUUUUGACUUCAUUUAAGGUGCUUUGCCCCUCCACCUGUUCUCCAGUCGCCUUGCGUCUCUUGCCAAAGCAGAAUUGCACUUGCGUCGAAGUCUAGCUUGUCUUACAAGCUGUUCCCUGUUCCCAUCACCCAAAUUAUAUGGCAGCUGCCCCACGCAUUCCGGUCGCUUCGUCUCUUGUUGUGAGAGGCCUUCUAAUUCGAAAUGAAUCCACAGAGCAUCACAUCCUCCUCCGACGCAAUGGAAACUCCAUCAUCCACUUCUUGCGGAUCUGUGUUUUCCUUCAGAGGAGCUGCUGACCUCGCCGGAAGCGACAAUGGCUUGGUCUCUGACAAGACUCUCCUUUCCUCAAUUGAGGGUGACUCCAGUGCGCCAUCAAGUCGAAACCAUACCAUGAGUGGAGCCUUGCACAGCCGCAAUCCAUCCUUCACAUACACUCCUCCCCCUUCGGACAGCUCGGGGAGCAGGGCAACUCCAUCAUUCCCCGGCGACGCAGCAAACCGCGGAACGAUUGACAACAUCCGCCAGACUCUGGGCACAAUCCGCCUCUCGACUCCGGAUUCCAGUCUCGACAUGUCCCACGUCGCAGCCGCGCUCGACGACGUUGCCGGCGGUUCGGGAGCCGGGGCCCUGUCCCCGAGCCGGACUCCCCCAUCCAGCGAGGGGGUUCAGGCAGCUUCUUCUGCUUCCCGGCGACGCUCCAGCUCGCGGGUGAAGAUCACGACUCCGCACGACGUUCGAGACGAAGAGCCGCCCCGUGAUCGCUUCCACGAGCCCGGCUUCCAGCAGGCCUUUGCUGACGCGAAGCGCGCCGUGGCCGAUCUGACCGGUGUCCUUGAGAGCAGCUCCCUCUCCCUGCAUGCGGAGCCGGACUCGACCAUGCGACGUCUCCAUGGAGAGGCGGAGGCGCUGUCCCGCUUUCUGUGUCCUUCCACUCGUAUCGUGGGCUUUGUUGGCGAUUCCGGUGUCGGUAAAAGCAGCCUUCUCAACUCGCUCCUGGAUCAUCAGGGAUUGGCAAGAACAAGCAACAGCGGUGCAGCGUGCACAUGCGUCGUCACAGAGUACAUCUACCAUGACAAGGACCAUUUCGAAGCCGGGGUGGAUAUGUUUACCAUGGAUGAGGUCGAGGCCCAACUUACGGAUCUCCUUCAAGCCUAUCGCCACUUCCAUCACCACCGCGACGAGAUGGACAGAGACGAGAGGCAAGACUUCCAGGACAGGGCCAACGUUGCCUUGGACACCUUCCGGGCCAUGUUCCGCAGCAGGCUUGCCGACGAAAAGUUCCUCGUGGAUUGGGACGAGGAUUCCGUCAUGGAAACCCUCCGCUCGUGGGCAAAGGUUGUGGCCCCCUCAUCCAACGCCGGACGCAACUUGGUGGCGUCUUCGCUGGCUGAGUGUUCCGCACUUCUCAUGAAGCUCACAUCUGAGAGCGCAUCUUCCAAAGAGCCGGCCAUGUGGCCUUAUAUCCGCAAAAUCAGGGUCUACCUGAGGGCUCAUAUUCUUCGAAAUGGCCUCAUUCUUGUCGAUCUUCCAGGCCUUCGAGACUUGAAUGCGGCCCGUCGUAACAUUACGGAGCGGUAUAUGCUCCAGUGCGACGAGAUCUUCGCCGUCUGCUACAUUGGCAGAGCCACCACUGACGCCGGGGUUAUGGGAGUCUUUAAUUUGGCGCGCCAAGCUAAGCUCUCGAACGUUGGGGUUAUCUGUACAAAGGCCGAUGACAUUCGUCCCGAGGAGGCCAAGAAAGAUUGGAAAGGCGACCGCGCGAAGGAGAUCCAGAAGCGCAUCGACAUUGUGGAGGCCGAUCGACGUGAUUUGAAGAAGAUCAAGGAUGAGCUUGAUGAGUACGGCGAAGAGGACGACUUGUUGGACGAGGAAAAGGACCAUCAACUCAACCUUCUUCGUCGAUCCAGGGCAGCGACGAAACGGAAGAGGGAGCAUGAGUUCCAGUUGGUCAAAUACCUUAUCAACACGCGCAAUGCCAGUGUGACAACGAGCAUAGAAGACCUUUACGGUCCGCGGGUGCCAGGCGACGGCGUCAAAGUGUUCUGCGUUAGCAACACGCUAUACUGGGACCACCGACCCAUGCCCAAAGACGAGGCUCUGCCGUAUCUCCAGCUGAGCGGGGUUCUCCAGAUCCGCAAACACUGCCUAUCAAUGGUGACGGAGAGUCAGCUGCGGAUCGCCACAAGGUACAUCCGAGACGACAUCCCGGCGCUUCUUGGCGACGUCGAUCUGUGGGUGCAGUCCGGUGCGGGGACCAUGGAUGCCGAGCGCAAGAGAGUUGUCCGACAGACUCUUGAUGCGGUGGAGGCCAGGUUGACAAGAGAUUUAACCGGGGCCGGUUCAAGGAUGAAUGAUAUUAGCAAGUCAAUGAAGGAUGAGUUCAAAGACAAGGUGAUGGACAGAUUCAGACAGCGUAAUACUGCAUGGAGGCAGUGCGCGAGGAAUGCUAGCGGCGAAUGGACAGGGUGGCACCAUUCAACGUAUUCGGCCUUUUGUCGAAACUACGGAGACCAUUCUACCCCCACCGCUGGCUCACACAACUGGAACGAGGAGGCUAUUGAAGCUAUGAUGGAGGACUUGGAGCCUCAGUGGGCUGAGCUUCUCUCAGAAAUCGAUAGCCAUCAAGAGACAACCAUGGCGUUGAUUCAAGAUUGUCUGGAGUCGGCACCGCAAUACCUAGACACCGAGCUCGGGGCCGACUCGCUGUCCACUGCCACCCUUAGGCAGGCAUUCUUAUCCCGUCAACGUCUGCUACUUGCCAACGUUGAAGAUAUCUGUGAUGUAUUCGGGCAACAGCUUUCCAUGCUGAGAACUGAUGCACUCUCUGGUAUUCGUACUUCAAUGAUGGGGAAAGCAAUGGAGGAAUCAUACAAUGCGUGCCGCCGCGAAAGUGGCAGCGGCAGUGACAGCCGCCGGAAAGGGAUCAUCAACAGAAGACUCGCAGAUGCGAGACUAUUUGAUGACUUGAUGACCCAGUUCAAACGAAGUUUUUCGACGCUGGCGGAGGGGCUUCAAACUGAUAUCCAAGCUGCCGCUCAAGGGCAUCUAUCAGUUAUCGUGAACACGCUCAACAUUGUUAAGGAUGACAAUGUUGCACUUGAGAGUGAGAGCGAUCAGGACUUUCGACAGAGAGUGGAGGAAAGACUGAGGGUGGUCAGGAAUGAAAUGCAGCGGAUUACGUCCGAGAUUGCUAUUUCUUAGACCAUUCGUUCCUAGCAGCUCAGCAGCAGUGGUUCAUCAGGUGUUGGGUCGUCUUAUAUUUUAGGCAUACGUAGUGCAUGGUGUUCUCCUACAAAGGUUUAUUUGCCCCUAG
Messenger RNA from Phialemonium atrogriseum, 3355 nucleotides. RefSeq lists its product as uncharacterized. The coding region runs from base 244 to 3243 and encodes 999 amino acids. The transcript has 15 exons. The record is from RefSeq and is a predicted model, not a curated record. NCBI's taxonomy places the organism in Eukaryota, Fungi, Ascomycota, Sordariomycetes, Cephalothecales, Cephalothecaceae.